GUCGUGGUAGGACCAUAAGCAGAAUUUCAUUUGGUAUAUUUAAAAAAAAUACGUUAAAGAGGAGCGUCGUUUUGAACAGCCAUUUUAAAUUGCUUGGUUUUCCUAAAACCUAUACGCUUACAAAACCAGUUUCUUCGAUUUUCCUUUCGGUAUCAAAAUUGUAUUAUAAACAACAAAUUUAAUUAAAAAAUAUACGAAAUAGAGAGAGGCAACGCAGAAACCUAACGAAAUACUAUUGUGAAUGCGAGUACAGCAAUUCUUUGCACAAAUACGGCAACGCCAACGUCAAACAGCUGUUUCAGUUCCGGGGUGACUGUCAAAUUAAAUUAGAUUUAAUAAAAAAAAGUUGCCUGUUUCUCACUGCACAUUGCACUUCUGUUAUUUUGAAUUAAAUUACGUGGCUUUUAUAACUGAAAAUGGGCAGCAAGUUCUUUAAUAAAUUGCUAUUAAUCGGCGGCUUCGCAAGUCUUGCACAUGCUGCCUUUUCAGCUGCUCAUCAUCGCACUUAUUUGAGGCUCACUGAACAGGAGUGGAGCAGUCUACCAUUGGAUAUUAUACUGCAAACGGUGAUCAGCCUGAUGAUUGUCGUCUACAAUAUUAUCCAGAUUGUGGGCGAUUUUAAGGAGAUCCGGGCCACUGUCGACAUGCAGGCAAAGACCUGGGACACCCUCGGCAACUUCCCAUCGUUCUACACAUUCAAUCAUCGUGGACGCGCUCUCAGUCCCAGCUACAAACCGCAUGACUAUGAUGAUUAGAACUGUUGUAGUUGCUCCAUAUAGAUUCGAUUCUUUUAUAUAGCUGGUUAGCGUCAAUAGACUUUUUUUUAAUAAAAAAUAUACUAGGAAUAAACUUAGAACAACAUC
Drosophila nasuta is the source of this 863-nucleotide messenger RNA. RefSeq names its product ER membrane protein complex subunit 5 (gene EMC5). Gene Ontology annotation, cellular component: early endosome; Golgi apparatus; plasma membrane. The record is from RefSeq and is a predicted model, not a curated record. The transcript has 3 exons. Bases 417 to 755 code for a protein of 112 amino acids. Lineage: Eukaryota; Metazoa; Arthropoda; Insecta; Diptera; Drosophilidae.